ACUGGUCUCAUUGCGUUUUUUGUUCCUGUGUGUGAUACUCUUCGAAUUCGAGAGAGAGAGAGAGAGAGAACAUGUGGUGGUUUGGCAGAAAAGGCCCGUCUGGGUUCUCAUACUUCUCCACAGCUGAGGAAGUCACCAAUGGAGUCGACGGUUCUGGUCUCACUGCCAUUGUUACAGAUGUAGGAGCCAAAUGGGUGCAAUAGCUGGGAAUUCUCUGUUACGACUCUGGAACAUUACAAUAGCAGAUUACUGGAGCAUCGAGUGGUAUUGGAGCUGAAACUGCCCGUGUCCUUGCAAUGCGUGGUGUGCAUGUUGUCAUGGGGGUAAGGAAUCCAGUUGCAGGUGAAAAAGCUAAAGAAGCAAUAGUCAAGGAAAUACCAUCUGCUAAAGUUGAUGCCAUGGAGUUGGAUCUCAGUUCAAUGGCAUCUGUAAGGAAAUUCGCAUCGGAGUUUACUUCAAAUGGUCGCCCAUUGAACCUUCUAAUUAACAAUGCAGGUAUAAUGGCGACCCCUUUCGUGCUUUCCAAAGACAACAUAGAACUACAGUUUGCCACAAACCAUGUGGGACAUUUCCUUUUGACACAUUUGUUGUUGGACACCAUGAAGAAAACAGCACGUGAAAGCAACAAAGAAGCACGUGAAAGCAACAAAGAAGGUAGGAUUGUGAACGUUUCAUCGGAGGCUCAUCGGUAUGCAUAUCGUGAAGGAAUUCGUUUUGAUAAACUCAAUGAUCAAGCAGGGUACAACAGUGUACGUGCAUAUGGUCAAUCAAAGCUUGCUAAUAUUUUGCAUGCUAAUGAGCUUGCAAGACGUUUAAAGGAAGAUGGGGCAGAAAUAACUGCAAACUCUCUUCAUCCAGGAGUAAUCGCCACCAAUCUUUUCCGCCAUCUAAGUUUCGUUGAGGGUAUUGUUGGCAAGCUUGGAACAUAUGUGCUGAAAAAUGUUCGGCAGGGGGCAGCAACAACUUGCUAUGUGGCUUUGCAUCCACAAGUCAAGGGGAUAAGUGGUGAAUAUUUUAUGAACAGCAACUUGGCCAAAGUGAAUGCACAGGCUUCAAACAUUGAGUUGACAAAGAAUCUGUGGGAUUUUAGCAUGGACUUGAUUAAGUAA
Messenger RNA from Ilex paraguariensis (yerba mate), 1109 nucleotides. The record is from the annotation of a GenBank genome assembly. NCBI's taxonomy places the organism in Eukaryota, Viridiplantae, Streptophyta, Magnoliopsida, Aquifoliales, Aquifoliaceae.